Messenger RNA from Thalassophryne amazonica, 2688 nucleotides. RefSeq names its product gastrula zinc finger protein XlCGF57.1-like. NCBI's taxonomy places the organism in Eukaryota, Metazoa, Chordata, Actinopteri, Batrachoidiformes, Batrachoididae. Gene Ontology annotation, molecular function: DNA-binding transcription factor activity; RNA polymerase II cis-regulatory region sequence-specific DNA binding. Bases 127 to 1911 code for a protein of 594 amino acids. The record is from RefSeq and is a predicted model, not a curated record. Gene Ontology annotation, biological process: regulation of transcription by RNA polymerase II. The transcript has 3 exons.
GGUUUCCUCUCAAGUGGUCGUUGAUGUGUUGGUGUAUUGACAGACUAUUGUCUGAAUUCUGGGUACGAUCACUUCAUUGCAAACGAGUAGAAAAGGCGUAAAAACAUAAUUUUGGAAGCAAACGAGAUGGACCAACGUAAACUGCUGAAUGUGGGUUUAAACGCGGACAUGCUGCAGCAGAGAGGAGUGAAGGAAGAGUGUCCAUCUGAAGAAGAGGUGCAGGAGGCAGAAGUCAGUGAUGCUGUCAUGAAGGAGAGUCUGCAGCAGGGAGACACAGAGGACUCUGAAGACGAGCAGAGUCUAGCAGAGACGGGGAGCACCGAUGAGAGCGAUGUGUUGGAGCUGGUGGUGGGUGAAAAUGCUUCCUCAAGCCCCAGUUUGGAACCGACAGACUCUGAUCUCCCACAUAUUAAAGAGGAACAGGAGCAGUUUUGGAACAUUCAGGAGAGAGAACACCUUCAAGGGCUGGAGGACAUAAAGUUAGCGUUGAAGAAUGAAGAUGAGGAUGAAAAACCUCAGUUCUCACAGCUCCAUCAAAGUCAAGCUGAGAGCAGAAAGGCUGAGCUUCAAACCAGCAGAUCUACUCAACACAUGAAAUCAGAAACGCAUGCAGCUGAGUGUGAAAGACAAAAAGCAGACACAAAAUGUCACCCAAACACAUCUUUGCAAAUAUGUAUUGAUGACAAGGCUUCAGACCUUUCUGAGCCUGAACACACUAGUGAUUGGAAUAAGAUAAGGGGGUGUCAGUCAGGCUUAAACUCUGUGAAAAAUCUUGAAGUUGGUGAAAUUAAGACAUGUAUUAGUGAUGAGCAACCAUUUAAAUGUUCAGAUUGUUGUAAAAUGUUUGACUGCAUGACUAAUCUAACAAGACAUAUGAUGAUUCAUAAACAAGAGAAUACAUUUUUAUGUCCAGAGUGUGGUGAAAGUUUCAGAUGCAAGAGUGAUCUAAAGUCACACAUUUCAGUUCAUACAGCCGAGAAACCAUUUAAUUGCACUAUAUGUGGAAAAACAUUUAGUCACAAGAGUGAGCUGACAUCACACAGGAAAAUUCAUGUAGGAGAGAAACCAUUUAACUGCACUGUAUGUGGAAAAACAUUUCGUCGCAAGAAAGAGCUGACCUCACACAUGAAAAUUCAUACAGGAGAGAAACCAUUUAGCUGUUCUGAAUGUGGUAAAAGAUUUCGGCAAAAAAACCAAAUUAACGACCAUAUGAAGGUUCAUACAGGAGAGAAACCAUUUAGCUGCUCACAAUGCGGUAAAAAAUUUCGCCUCAAAAGGCAACUGAAUUGCCAUACGAAAAUUCAUGCAAGAGAGAAACGAUUCACCUGUCCUGAAUGUGGCAAAAAGUGCAAGGGUGAUCUAGAGUCACACAUGAGAAUUCAUACAGGAGAGAAAGCAUUUACUUGCACUGAAUGUAAUAAAAGUUUUAGAUACAAGAGUGAUCUGAAUUCACACAUCAGGUGUCAUACAGGAGAGAAACCAUUUAGCUGCUCUGAAUGCGGUAAAAGCUUUCGCCUCAAGGGCCAAAUGAAUGACCAUAUGAAAAUUCAUACAGGAGAGAAACCAUUUAGUUGUGCUGACUGUGGUAAAAAAUUCUCUAGUGGUAACAAUCUAAAGGCACAUAAAAGAAUUCAUACAGGAGAUAAACCAUUUAUCUGCCCAUUCUGUGGGAAAAGAUUGAGAGAGAAGUCAAAAUUAGUGUAUCACAUUCGAUGUCAUACUGGAGAAAAACCUUUCAAGUGUUCAGUCUGUCAGAAAAGUUUUAGGCAGAAAGGGCAAGUUGCGAGACAUAUGGCGGUCCACACAGGAGAGAGACCUCAUAUUUGCUCAGUUUGUAGUAAAGGUUUUGCACGUAAAGAUUAUCUGUCUUGUCAUAUGACAUCCCACACAACAGGGAAAAGUUUUUUGUGAUUUGUGGUUUCAGACAUGAAAAAGGAAUGCACAUUUGAUAAACUGUUGAGGUGGCAGACACUGAUUUCUUUUUGUAUAACUCCUUUGUUUUAUCUGUCAGUAUCUUGUUUGUGGUUAUGUACAUACUGAUUAUACACUGUGGGACAGUAAAUGACACACCUAUCAAUCACUGACAGGUAAAAUUAAGCCAGUUUUAGCAAAGACUGUUGUUGCCAUCUUGCUCCCUUUUAUUGGGGGGGAAAACUCUGAGCAGUAGAUUUCAGUAGGAUAGAACCACACUGUAUUUUAAUGGAACAUGCACUUCAUGCUAGCAUUCAUCUGCAACUGGGUUCAAAAGCCUUAAAAAUACAGUUGGCCAGUCACAAGAAUCUGUGAUCUAACUAUGACUACAAAUUCUAAAAAAAGAAACAAAAACAAAAAAAUUGAAAUUUAAUAAAAUCCACUGAAUGAUUGAACACAUGACAAGCUUCUGGAAAUUCUUGUGACUAUUAACAAGAAAUGUUUUGUACUAAUGUAAAUGUAAGUUGUUUUUGUUUUGUUUUGUGUUUGUUUGUUUUCCCCUUUUCCAUCUGCUGACUGAAAAAUAUCUGGUGUUUCCCAAAAUCUUUUUUGGGUAUAAUAUCAUGGGUUGAUGGUCUUUUACAGAUUAUUAGGGAAAAAACUACUAUCUGUUGGAAAUGGUUAUUUUCCUUAUUUACACUAAGAUUUAUUUAGAAUGCUAUAAUAGAAUUACUUUAGAAUUGCAUUAUGUAUUGAGUACUAGUGUCACAGUGUUAC